Molecule: messenger RNA, 366 nt
Organism: Saccharomyces mikatae IFO 1815
Lineage: Eukaryota; Fungi; Ascomycota; Saccharomycetes; Saccharomycetales; Saccharomycetaceae
Gene: SRB6
Product: Srb6p
Exons: 1
Coding region: 1-366 (121 amino acids)
Biological process (GO): regulation of transcription by RNA polymerase II
Cellular component (GO): mediator complex
Molecular function (GO): transcription coregulator activity
Source: RefSeq, a predicted model, not a curated record
AUGAGCAACCAGGCACUUUAUGAAAAACUCGAACAAACAAGAACGAUCCUGUCAGUAAAACUGGCAGAAUUGAUAAAUAUGACUACGAUAGCUGAUAGGAAUGAUGACGACGAAGAUUCAUUUGCACAAGAGAACUCCGAGCUCGCAAUAGCCACGACCAGUGUGAUGAUGGUAAAUAAUCAAACCAUGCAAUUGAUCAAAAACGUGCAAGACUUGUUGAGCCUGACUAGAUCCAUUAAAGAAAAGUGGUUACUGAACCAAAUACCUGUUAUGGAGCAUUCAGAGAGUGCUCGCUUUGACGAGAAACAGGUAGAAAAUUUAUUGGAUAAGUGUAUAGAAGAGUUUGUAGCGGAACAAACCACAUAA